CCCAGCCCAGCCCCUUCCGCCGGCGCCGCCAUCGGGCCCCGCCCGGAGAUGCAGCGGGGGGUGCUCCCUGAGGUGACAUUCGACGAGGUGGCCGUGUAUUUCUCCCCCGAAGAGUGGGCAGAGCUGGCGCCCUGGCAGCGGGCACUGCACCGAGAGGUCAUGGGCGACAACUACGACCUGGUGGCCAGCCUGGACCCUAACUGCAAGCUCACCCACGUGAAGGAGGAGCCACACGAGGGUGUCCCCUGCGCUAGGGGACACAGUGGAUCUCCUGACACCACCGACACCAGUGCCUGGGGUGGUUCUGACAGCAAGGACGACGCCGGGGGACAUUGGGAAUUGGCGUACGGUGUCCCCCGCUCCGGCUGGCGUGACACCGAGCCGGGGAUCUGCGCCAGGGCACUCCCCCGGGAGGUGCCGGCGGUGUCGGGGCUCCUCUGCAGCAGCCGCGGGCUGAGCUCCAGGGCGGAGGUCACGCUCCGGGCGCACCCGGACCGGCCGUACCUGUGCGGCACCUGCGGCAAAUCCUUCCGGCACCGCCGCAAUCUCCUGGCGCACAAGAAGCUGCGGGGAGGUGCCCGAGCCCAGCACGGCUGCGCCGACUGCGGCCGCACCUUCUGCCUUCGCGGGGACCUGCUGCGGCACCGCGACACCCACCGGGCGUGUCCCCCGGGCCACCGGCACUUCCCGGGCGAGGAGCGGCCCUUCGUGUGCGGGCGCUGCGGCCGCAGCUUCAGCUGGAAGGAGAGCCUGGAGCUGCACCUGCGGGAGCACCGCGCCCCCGAGCGCGCCCACCCGUGCCCCGAGUGCGGCCGCACCUUCUCCCGCCGCGAGUACCUCCGGCUGCACCGCCGGGCGCACUCCGGCCAGCGGCCCUUCCUCUGCGGCCGCUGCGGCCGCGCCUUCGCCUCCCAGGCCAACCUGAGCACGCACCGCAAAACGCGCCGGCGCUGCCGCCCCCGCGACAGGGACUCCCGAGGGGAUGGGGACCUGCCUGGGGACAGGAAGAGGGACCCCUGAGGGGAUGGGGACCCACUCUGAAAC
Molecule: messenger RNA, 1044 nt
Organism: Malurus melanocephalus (red-backed fairy wren)
Lineage: Eukaryota; Metazoa; Chordata; Aves; Passeriformes; Maluridae
Gene: REPIN1
Product: replication initiator 1
Exons: 4
Coding region: 49-1020 (323 amino acids)
Biological process (GO): negative regulation of transcription by RNA polymerase II
Molecular function (GO): DNA-binding transcription repressor activity, RNA polymerase II-specific
Source: RefSeq, a predicted model, not a curated record